Trichoderma virens Gv29-8 is the source of this 1421-nucleotide messenger RNA. RefSeq lists its product as uncharacterized. Lineage: Eukaryota; Fungi; Ascomycota; Sordariomycetes; Hypocreales; Hypocreaceae. The coding region runs from base 84 to 1115 and encodes 343 amino acids. The record is from RefSeq and is a predicted model, not a curated record. The transcript has a single exon.
CGCACACCCCCUGCAUUCUUUCAACUUACCUCUUUGGGAUCUUUUGACCCGUCCACUCACUCAAACACAUUCAUUUCAUCAACAUGAAGUCCUUUAUUCUUGCUGCAACGGCUGCAACGGCCGUUUCCGGUCUCGGUCUUCUUGAGCUGGGUCUCGGAACCGACAUGACCAAGUCUGUUAACUUGGGUUCCGGUCUCAGCGUUCACCUGCCCCAGGGUAUCAACGAACAGGCCGUCACCGAGAACAAGCCUACAUCUGCUCCUCCUCCCGGAUAUGUUAACAUUUGGCAUCCGUCACACCCGGGAAUUGUGAUUGAUGGCUGCGAUGAUGAAGCCGACCAUGAUUGGCAUUGGGUUCAUCCUUGUGGCGAUAACUGCAAGCCUGAGCAGCCUGAUCACGUCUGGAGCGUCAGCACGGUCAGCGUCACCUCGAUUCACACCGUCAUUAGCUGUGCUCCCACGGUGACCAACUGCCCAGCCAACGGCCACCACACCACCACGAUUGUCAUCCCCGAGACCACCACCUUCUGCCCUGUUGAGGCUUCCAAGACCGCUCACCCGGGCGGUCCAUCCACCGCGGCGUAUCCUCCGGCUGCUUCUUCUCCGGCAUACUCGGCUCCCGCUGCGACUAACACCGGCGUCGUCACCCUGAGCACUCAGACCGUUCCGGCUCCAACCGGUCCUGCCGGCUACCCGGCUCCCUCCAACUCGGCUGCUGUUCCCUCCGGUCCCGCCUCGGCUCCCGCUGUUUCUCCCUUCCCGGCCUACCCCGUGCCCGGUAACAGCUCAGCCCCGGCUUACACUGCUCCGUCCACCUCUGCCUACUCUCCUCCUACUCAGUCUUCUCCUGCCGGCUGCUCUGGCGAUGACUGCACUCCCUCUUCUCCCUCUUCUCCUCCCACCUACUCUUCUCCUCCCAACGCCCCCGGCUUCCCUGCUGAUGGAUGCAGCGGUGCCUACUGCGCCCCUCCUCCCGCCGGUACUGCUCCCGGUACCGCAGCCCCGGUCCCUACCGGAAACAGCACCACUCCCCUGCCAAUCAGCGGUGCUGUUAGCCGCACCCAGGGCGUCAGCAUGGCUCUCUUCGGAGGUGUCAUUGCUGCUUUGUUCCUGUAAGGCCAAAAAACAAGCAUAUAAGUGAUGCGGAGGCUGUAAUGGCAGUGUAUCUAAUGCUCCGGAGGGAGACCAGUAUAAUACUGCAUAUACCUUGAUGAGUUACGGGACGUCUGGUGGGGAAACACAAACCCACCGCCUCUUUUUGUUUAUUGAAUUCAGUAUAUUUAAUUUUGAAUUUCUCAUGAAGGGGGCUACGCUGGCGUGCAAGAAGCUGAAGAUACGCUCGACGGGAGGUGGACAGCCGGAAUCGAGGUAUGGGAAGCAGGGUUUUGAUUGUCGAUUGUGAUUAAAUUGAUUUUUGGUUAU